Aspergillus caelatus is the source of this 1032-nucleotide messenger RNA. RefSeq lists its product as uncharacterized. The record is from RefSeq and is a predicted model, not a curated record. Lineage: Eukaryota; Fungi; Ascomycota; Eurotiomycetes; Eurotiales; Aspergillaceae. Bases 327 to 512 code for a protein of 61 amino acids. The transcript has a single exon.
GUCAAUAUUCGCUCAUAAUUUGUAUUUCUUUUUUUUUUAUUAGUUGAACUCUGUAUUCCGUUGUAUAUAAUGGGUAGAGUAGCUAGAUUAAGAACCAGACCAUAAAUAUGGCGGAGUACUAGUUAAUACGCGAGCGCUGCAGAGGCUCUUCAUCAAGAAGCAGGACGAGAAUAUCGGUAUGGCACCGGUCCGUUCCGUCUAAGUCAAAAGUAAUUCGACGUCCGAGCAAGUUAAGGAUCGGCUAGAUUGACUCUGCGCGACCGCAUUUUCCAACGCCGGUUCUGAUUGGAUUGUAUUCUUCUCUUCGUUUCACUGCUUGUGCACCAAUGAGAGGAUCGUUGAGAGCGCGUGGCUCAAGAUAUUGGACAGAUGCUGCUCUUUCGCUCCUUUUGAUAGUUGGCCAUAGCGGCCCGGGAGUCAUGUUGCCGUGGGAAGUGUGGCUUUGGGUAAUGGCGGCCCGAGAGCGACGGUGUGUACAUAGCGUCAACUCAUUCUUCCUCUGUGAUAUCUGAGGCAGGAGUGGACCGCGCCCAUCGAUGGUUUAGAAUAGACUCCGAUCUCGCCAUCAAACUGCCUUCUGGAGGUGAUAUGUCUGGAUCAACGAUUCAAACUCUGGUGAGUUGUUCGUCGGUUUCCAUAAGUCUUAUUAAAGUUGAUUCAUAUCCUCUAUAGAAAGUCAAGAUAUAUGAAAACUCAGGAAAUUAGUGCAAGAGUGAUAUUUAUUGUUGACCGUUCUCUCCCCAGAUGGACAAAUAUGAAUAUUCGAGUUCCGCUGUUCUGAAACAUAGUUUCGGGCAUGCACCGACUCCAGUCUGGACUGUGAAUUGUUCUUGGAACGAGGAAGGCAGAUUGUGAUGAGUCAAGAACUCAUAUUCAGCUCGCCAUUUCACAUGAGCCAAGCAGGUGACUAGAUCGUACUAAUUGUGGCCUCAGGCUACAAGAUCUUUUCAACUAUUCAAAAAUGAAGAAAUACUUGAUUAACCACAUACCAAACAGAACAGAAAUGUACAAGUCAGAUUAUGGAGCCCUCUA